GUCAGAAUGAGAUGAUGUGAGAAUUAUACAAUGGACGAUUUAAUUCGGAGAUAUCCAUUACACGAAAGAACAUUUGCAGGUGAUGUUAGACAAGUUGCAGUAUUAUUACGAACGCAUGAUGUAUGUCAGAAAGAUACACAUGGAAACACACCUCUUCAUCUUGCUGUCAUGCUUGGACAUAAAGAGUGUAUACAGCUUUUACUAUCCCAUGGUGCCUCAGUCAAAAUGAAGAAUGCUUUGGGAUGGAGUCCAUUAGCAGAAGCUAUUAGUUUUGGAAACAGACAAACUAUUGCUUCGCUUCUAAGGAAGCUUAAACAACAAUCUAGAGAAGCUAUGGAAACUAGAAGACCCGAUUUGGUACGAGCAUUGAAUCAGAUGGGAGAUUUUUAUAUGGAAUUAAAAUGGGACUUUCAGAGUUGGGUUCCACUAGUAUCACGGCUAUUACCAUCAGAUAUCUGUAGGAUAAGAAAGAAAGGCUCCAGUAUCAGAUUAGACACAACACUAGUAGAUUUCAAUGACAUGAGGUGGGAAAGAGGGGAUGUGAGUUUUAUAUUUAGUGGAAAUGCUAAACCAUCACAAUCACUUACAGUUCUAGAUAAUGAGCAGAAAGUUUAUCAGAAGGUUCGCUAUGAGGAAACUGAAGCUGAAAUAGAAGAUGAAAUUGAUUUAUUGAUGAGUAGCGACAUAGUCAGUGUUCAGAUGUCUACAAAAUCUAUCACCUUCAGUAGGGCACAGACUGGCUGGAUCUUUAGAGGAGAUCGAACAGAGAUGGUAGGACCUUUUCUAGCAGAUUUUUACUUCAUUAAUGGGCUCGUCUUAGAAUCUAGGAAAAGAAGGGAACAUCUCACACAAGAAGAUGUGAUUAAAAAUAAAGCAAUUGUAGAAAGUUUUACCAAGGGAAGUGCAACUGGUUUAGAAAAUUCUGAGUUUCAGAGGAGGAAGUCUCUAACAGCCCCCCUAACCCCUCAGGUGACAUGGGAAGAAUAUAUCACAGCUACACAGGGAAAACCUCCUCAUUUAGGUCGCCAGAUGGUUAGUAAGGAAUCUGUUAAAAACUUUAAAGCCAUCCUUGCCAUGAGUGAAGAAUUUCCAUUAUCAGUAGAAUCCUUACUAAAUGUGCUUGAGGUAAUUGCACCUUUCAAACAUUUCAACAAACUGCGAGAAUUUGUACAAAUGAAACUCCCACCUGGUUUCCCAGUAAAAAUAGAUAUCCCCAUUCUUCCAACCGUCACAGCUCGCAUCACAUUCCAAGAUUUUCAGUUCAGAAAUGAGGUACCAGAUUCCCUAUUUGAGAUCCCAUCCAAUUACCAGGAAGAUCCUGGUCGUUUUCCAGACUUAUGAUGAUUGGCAGGCUUAAUCCUUUUGUCAGUGGAGACAACCUAUGUGGCCGUCCUUCUUCCAUCAGCCACUAAUUCGCGGGUCUUCCUCCACAUCAGGCCAACUCCUGCAGCUAGUCCUAGACCUGUCUGUUCACCUAUGAUUGUGGCAGUGUCAAACCUUCAAGUCUGUCACUGUUUUUAGAUAGUAGUUAUCAUCAAGUUGUAUAGUUUUUGUACAAAAUGUUUUAUUGCAUAAUAUUUUAUGAUUUCAUGAUUAAUAUUUAUUGAGUUAUUUCUAGUUACUGAGAUGUACAAGACACUCAGUUGUUCUAUAUGUUGAACAAGCUUCAAAUAUAAAAAAUUUAACACUGGCACCAUACAAAUAUUUUGGACUACCCAUUUCUAGAAAAGUUUUGAUGAAUGAUAUGCUUAUUCUCCUCAACAAACAAGAAUUUGAUUUACAAAGUUCAUAUUGUGUUAUUGCAGCAAAAGUGUAUUUGUACUUUGGUUUAAUGAUGAAUGAAGAAGAUCUUAUAUUCAAUGAAAUUUUAAUUUUUUUAAAUUGUUGCUGUUACACACACACACACAUCUAUGAGAUGAUUGGUUUAGCUUCAUCUCAACCUGAAUUCUAAAGGCCUUGUUUUAUAUAACGUCUUCUAAUUAUUGUACAGAACCCGAGGUUGUAAGUUUGGAAAAUACAAUUAUCUGGUUGUUAAUCUACUCUUGUAAAUGUAGCUGUAGUGAAAAAUUAUACCAGGAAAAGUUUUUAAUAAAUUAUGAAAUACUUCCUAAAUACUAUUAAUAAAGAAGUUUAACUAGUCGUAGAUUUUUU
Molecule: messenger RNA, 2151 nt
Organism: Limulus polyphemus (Atlantic horseshoe crab)
Lineage: Eukaryota; Metazoa; Arthropoda; Merostomata; Xiphosura; Limulidae
Product: ankyrin repeat domain-containing protein 13C-like
Exons: 13
Coding region: 31-1341 (436 amino acids)
Cellular component (GO): cytoplasm
Molecular function (GO): protein binding
Source: RefSeq, a predicted model, not a curated record